Molecule: messenger RNA, 1605 nt
Organism: Calidris pugnax (ruff)
Lineage: Eukaryota; Metazoa; Chordata; Aves; Charadriiformes; Scolopacidae
Gene: ING4
Product: inhibitor of growth family member 4
Exons: 8
Coding region: 33-782 (249 amino acids)
Biological process (GO): positive regulation of apoptotic process; regulation of DNA-templated transcription
Cellular component (GO): nucleus
Source: RefSeq, a predicted model, not a curated record
CGCCGGAAGCGGCGGUGUGUGCGGGGCCCAAGAUGGCGGCGGGGAUGUACCUGGAGCACUACCUGGACAGUAUCGAGAACCUGCCGUUUGAAUUGCAAAGAAACUUCCAGCUCAUGCGAGACCUGGAUCAGAGGACGGAAGACCUCAAGUCAGAGAUCGAUAAGUUGGCCACGGAGUAUAUCAGCAACGCAAGGACUUUGUCUUCGGAGGAAAAACUGGGGCUUCUCAAGCAAAUCCAGGAGGCCUAUGGGAAAUGCAAGGAGUUUGGGGACGACAAGGUUCAGCUGGCUAUGCAGACCUACGAGAUGGUUGAUAAGCACAUCCGGCGGCUGGACACAGACCUCGCUCGCUUUGAAGCAGACCUGAAGGAGAAGCAGAUAGAGUCGAGUGACUAUGACAGUUCUUCCAGCAAGGGCAAGAAGAAGGGCCGAGCCCAAAAAGAGAAGAAAGCUGCCCGUGCUCGCUCUAAAGGAAAGAACUCUGAUGAGGAGGCACCAAAAACUGCCCAAAAGAAACUGAAGCUUGUCCGCACUAGCACAGAGUAUGGGAUGCCUUCAGUCACCUUUGGCAAUGUGCACCCUUCGGAUGUAUUGGAUAUGCCCGUGGACCCCAAUGAGCCUACUUACUGCCUCUGCCACCAGGUCUCCUAUGGGGAGAUGAUCGGCUGUGACAACCCAGACUGUUCCAUUGAAUGGUUUCAUUUUGCCUGUGUGGGUCUGACAACAAAACCAAGAGGAAAAUGGUUCUGCCCUCGCUGUUCUCAGGAGAGGAAGAAGAAGUAAAAUCCCGUGAGCCCUCAGUACUGCUGCAGGAGCUCUCUUCCCCCUGCCAGGGCCUCGUCCCAGCUCCCCCAGCCCUUGGGGCCUUGGCUGGGGGGAGCCUUGCCCUGUUUGUGGUUUGGGCCAUCCCUGGAAUGGUGUGUACCCUCACGGCGGUUUCUGUGUGUUCUGUACCCCUGGUUGCUUCCGAAUCCCUAAGAGAGGCCCUCUCUCUGUACUAUUCCAAACAGGUCUCUGAACCUCAAAGGGAAUGAAUGAGGGCACCAGGGUAGCCACCAGAUUCCCAGGGAUUCAGGUAGCCCCUGAUUUUCCUUGGCUUUCCUUCAGCCUCCUCAGAGUUCAUUGCCUUCUCUCUGCUUAGAGAACAAGGCUAUGGGAUGGGGGAAGGAAAGGAGGUAAGUCUUUGGCACUUUAGGCCUUUGAUUUUCCUGGAUCUUUUUCAGGAUAGAGGGAGUAACCAGGCCACUUCUUAAUCUAGUGAGCUGGUUGAGAGACUGAAAACCUAAUGUACUCCCUGUCUUUAACCAUUCCACUGCGGGCAUUGAGCAGCCUCUCUUGUUGGGGAGAGGAGGAGGGAGUGUUUAGAGCUAGCACUGUCUCUCUUAUUCCUGGGGUAAACCUGCUGGUCUGGGAAGCGCAUUGUGUGAAGGAGGAAGAAUUUCUGACCACAUGGGGGGAAAAUGGCUUGAUGUAGCCUGUCUUCCGGCUCCAAAAUUCUGCCUUCCUUUUGUGCAGUGGUGCUUCUCCAUUAUGUUGAUGAUGCGAAGUUUGGGGAUUCAGAUCCCACUUGUAUAAUACAGAAUUAAAUAAAGCUCAUUGAAACAAA